CCAGCUAUACCACAUCUUGCACCGAAGUUACAUCAGUCAGUUUACGAUGGCUAGUGAAGAUAAAAACAAGUGAUUCAAACAAAUUACAAUAAUGUUAUGGAAUUUUAUAAAAUAUCUAUGAAUUAAAUCGAUUUGGUAGGGUUUACUAAUGUUUUCUCUAUUGGAAACUCCGUGAAAGUUCACAGUCGUUUGAACUCAUUCAUUAGUUUUAAACACAGAUACAAGCAGAGGCCUGACUUCAUUAGGGUGGAACAGAAGGAUGUCCCAGCAUGCUUUGCUCUCAUUAGGUGCCAAAGCCUGGCGCUGCCUUUACUGCCCCAAAUCUGAACUUCGCCUGGACCUGACACUGGAAUGUGGACAAACCUUUAGAUGGCGUGAGACAGGCAAAGGCCACUGGACAGGAGUGAUGGGAGGACGAGUGUGGACGCUAACUCAGACAGACGACACUUUAUGGUACCAUGUGUACAGAUGCCGAGAGGAUCCGGAUCACGUUAACGGACGGAAAAGGAAAAAAGCAGAGGACUCCCAAGAGUUAUGGAAGAAGUUUAAAGAAAUGGCUGAGGUAAAGGUGGAAGAGGAUGACAAGAGCCUUUGCGUGUCAACUUCCGAGCAGGAUGCCAAAGACGAGGAGGUGCUGAAAGACUAUUUCCAGUUGAGUGUUAAACUGGAGGAUUUGUAUAAAGAGUGGGGUGAUGCAGAUCCACACUUCAGACGCACAGGGAACAUCUUCUCAGGAUUGCGAAUGUUGCGGCAGGACCCUGUGGAGUGUCUGUUCUCGUUCAUCUGCAGCUCGAAUAAUCACAUCACCCGGAUUCAGGGGAUGGUCGAGCGUUUGUGUGGCAGGUUUGGGACACUCCUCUGCGAACUUGAUGGCACAUGCUAUCACGAUUUCCCCUCCAUAGAGGCUUUAGCAGAGAGCAGUGUACAGGCACAGCUACGGGAUCUGGGCUUUGGCUACCGAGCUCGUUUCCUGCAGGAAAGUGCACACCAGAUUAUUAGCUGUCAUAAUCCUGAGUGGCUUCAUACUCUCCGUAACGUCCCCUACCUGGAGGCCAGAGCCUCUCUCCUUAAACUUCCUGGUGUUGGGCCAAAGGUGGCCGACUGUGUGUGUUUAAUGUCCCUGGACAAGUCUGAAGCCGUUCCUGUGGACACGCAUGUGUGGCAGAUUGCGAGGCGUGACUACAACUAUGAUGCAGGAAGUAAAACGAAGACUCUGACCAAUAAAGUCUAUAAAGAAAUCGGGGAUCUCUUCAGACAACGUUGGGGCUCAUAUGCUGGCUGGGCUCACUCUGUUUUGUUCUGUGCUGAUCUAAAGAAGUUCCAGAAGCUGAAAGAAACCCCAACCAUAAAAGAAGAAAAGAAUCAAGCAAAGAUGGAAUAAAAGAAAAAGAAUACAAAAGAGCAGGAAUGUGAAAAAGAAAGGAGUUCAACAGUCUGGUUUACUUCUCUUUUAAACAAAACUGUUAUUACAAAAUGACUGGAAGGAAAACUCAGGAAUGAAAUCAAGUUCUUAGUCGGAAUGACUGCUUGUGCUGCCAGAAAGCACAUAUCUUUUGUACAGAAUUUUGGUGUAUGAGGGAACUCUGUGUAUAAUACAGCUGUUGUUUUUAUGUGGGGAAAAUGAUUUUAUAUUUUAGAAAAAUGAUCAUGUGUUUUGUGUCAGCAUUAUUCCUACUGUUUCUACAGUUUCGCUGUUAUAGUUUAUGAGUCCUUGCUAUGGCAGUAUGGGAGAAACCUGCAAACUACACCUGUCUGAACUAAAGAAAAACAUCAAGUUUGUUCAACAGAAUAGCAAAGUCACAAUUAUGCUGAUGUGAUCUAAGGGCACUUUAGCCUGUAAAUGCAUUCAGGCUCAGUCUUCUGAAUCAAAAAGCAAAAAUAAGGUGUAAAGAAGGUCUGGUCUCUGGUUUGUACAAAAAUUGGGAUGCUACUGAUAAUUAAAUACAAACAGUCACA
Messenger RNA from Hemibagrus wyckioides, 1956 nucleotides. It is a transcript of the gene ogg1, whose product is annotated as 8-oxoguanine DNA glycosylase. The coding region runs from base 260 to 1381 and encodes 373 amino acids. The record is from RefSeq and is a predicted model, not a curated record. The transcript has 8 exons. Gene Ontology annotation, molecular function: damaged DNA binding; 8-oxo-7,8-dihydroguanine DNA N-glycosylase activity. NCBI's taxonomy places the organism in Eukaryota, Metazoa, Chordata, Actinopteri, Siluriformes, Bagridae. Gene Ontology annotation, biological process: nucleotide-excision repair; base-excision repair, AP site formation; base-excision repair. Gene Ontology annotation, cellular component: nucleus.